AUGUCUCGAUACGACGACUAUCACCACUCGUCUGGUGCGUUGGAGGCGGACCUGGACCGCUGGGACGCCGACCGUUUUUCGCGUGAACGGCGCGAGCGCCAUCGUUCUCGCGGUCCGCCCGUGCUCGACCGACCCCGCCGAGUGGACGAGGAGCGGUUCGAAUAUCGUCUGCAAGAAACCGAUCGAUAUGGUCCUCCUGCCCGCCGGCCGGACAGGCACUAUGAAGAUGACCAUCUUAUUCAUCCCUCGGGACCGCUCGUUGCCUAUGACCGUUCGCGCGGAGUGAGUCCCCCGCCGCGCCCUCGUCUUCUACGACGCCAGUCUUCCCUUGACACCUUCGAUCGCAUCCCUUCGCGCAAGUUGGACGAAUACUAUUACCGAGCACCACCUAGCCCGCCGCCUUUGCGGUCGCGGUCCGGGGCCGCCCGACGUUCUCGCGAACAAGAUUACUAUGAAGAGAUUCGAAUUGCAGAACCGGAGUACUAUGGCGAUGAAGAGUACCGGGGUUUCCGUGAGCGGGAUCGCUUCACGGACCGCCCGCGACGUUCGAGUAGCCAGUUCCCUCGUCGGGUAGUUGAGGAGGUCAAGAUUGAAAAGCCAUAUCCUCGAAAGGGCAAAACUCGGAUGCCGCGAAGACUAGUCCAUACCGCUGCGAUUCGGGAAUUUGGGUAUCCGUUUGAGGAAGAGGGUGAUAUGGUCAUUAUCCAGGUCGCACUCUCCAAGGAGCAAAUUGACAAUGUCAUCAGCCGUAGUCGCGAGAUGAAGCACCGGACAGAAGUUCGUAUAAUAAAAGAUUCGUCUUCCCCUGCUCGAGCGCGACCGCGAGAAAGAAUUGUCGAGCGACUUGCCAUGGAAUCCUAUACUCCUAGUAACGGCCGCACUACGCUGCUCAUUGAGCCGGCCUCCUCUCGGCACCGAUCACAAUCACGCCAUUACGAUCUCUCGGAGAAGCGAUUGACUCGCACUGUCUCUCGCGCUCGAUCAAUCUCGGUGCAUGGUCGCCGCCGCCGGCGGUCGUCACCCGUGCGCAUGAUCGAGCGCCACGACGAUCGUAUCGUAUCCGAUAACGUCCGUGCAGGACCACUUGCGAUUAUCCGCCCACGAAGCAGCGACGAUGACCUCCAAGAAUACAUGCAGCUGGACCGCCGGGGACGAAGCGAAGUGAUCCGGGACACGCAGAUUAUCAAUGGCGAUGGUGAUCAAGAGGAGAUCACCGAAGUCAAGAGGGAGCGCAAAGGACCCAACCCUCGGAUUGUUCGGGCCAUGAUGGCCACCUUGACCUAG
Messenger RNA from Aspergillus tanneri, 1284 nucleotides. RefSeq lists its product as uncharacterized. The coding region runs from base 1 to 1284 and encodes 427 amino acids. NCBI's taxonomy places the organism in Eukaryota, Fungi, Ascomycota, Eurotiomycetes, Eurotiales, Aspergillaceae. The transcript has 4 exons. The record is from RefSeq and is a predicted model, not a curated record.